CCCACACACGUAUCGGUUUAAGGUUGUACACGGCUCGGUUAGCGUGCAUUCAGCAGAUUAUUCUUGUAUCUCGCCUUGACGUACAUCGACACAUGUAACUUGUUCAUCUGAAUAGUAGCUGGUGUCCAGGUCGUAGAUGAUGCCACAAGACAACGCCGCCGAUAGAAUAUGACAGGGAGGGCGUAUUUCGUAAUUGUUGUUUUACUGAACGUACAGGGUAUUCGGUGUGAGACGUGUGUUGCCUCGAACUCCGCCGGCCAUGCGAGGCACUUUGACUGCGACACCGGGUGCUGCGGAGAAGGGGAAGAUGCGGACUGCUGUAUGAGUGGUGUCGCAAUCGCUGCGAUUGCAUUUGGUUGCGUCGUCUUCAUCUGCAUCAUUUUCGCCAUCAUCCUGGCAGUCGUGAAAUAUCAGAAUCGGAAUCAAAGGACAGUAGGCCCAGUACCCGACAACACACGGCGCCGUGACAGAACACGCUCGACUAAAGAUCCUGCACAAAGACCCCGAGGCGAGAAUCCAGGUCCCCUGGCGGCAAGACUGACACUUCACCCCCCACUGUUUCCGAGGCCAGAAUUUGAUAAAGACAUCUCCCAACAAACCUCCCAAUGAGAUGACACGUGAAUGUCAUGUAAAUCGGGAUUGUAUAUUAUAUAUAUGGCGUCAUCUUCUGUUCUUUGUGAUGAAGAGCGUUUCUGCCCGAUAGCUGUAAUAUUUCAGUUGUUAUGUUUGAUGUUCAUGGUGUUGGUAUGGGAAUCGCAUGUUUAACUGUGUUCCCUGCAAAUUGCUUUUAAAGAGGAUGGCCUAGUUGUCUGAAGUGCAGCAAUUCGCUGAUCAGAGUUGCGUCCCUUUGGCGUGCCAGUAACCAACGAUUUUGAGUACGAUUCGCCCUGGUUAUGUUUCUAGGUUUGUCCUGUGCUCGUGCUCGUUGGUUUCACCAAAGUGGUGAAAUCCACACCAAACACGCACAAUAUAUACUCUGCAAAAGCAGUAAAAUCGUAUAUAUCGGACAAAGAGUUGCCGACAUCAAUCCAAAAAUAAUACCCAAAAUGAAUUGGUCAUUUCUGCAUGGAUUGGGAUUGAUUUGUGUGGAAAGAAUGGGGUACUGCAGGAAUUUGGUGAAAGGUGGAAAAAUCGCAAGACCACAACCCCAUCAAAUCCUGGCGCCGACACAAACCAACAUGACAUGCAAGUGCAACAUCACUUGUUGGGCUAUAAAAAACGUUGAGUUUCGUUUGCAAGACAUCACAAUCUCACAGCAAGCGAACUGCGACAAUAUGCCAUGAUUGAUUGAAGCCCAACGCAACAACGCCGUCGGCCGACUGCAAACAGGAGAAUCAUCUCCAGCUGUAGCCAGAUUUGUUUCCAUGUAGCACCAUACACCAUUACAAGACUGUGUAGCCGUUAUCAGACACAUGUUACCGUUAGUCUAUUGAAUGAUGGCUUGUGGCGGCGAAUGUGGACUGCUUCUGUUAGUUUUCUUUUAGUGAAGUAAGAUUAGUUUAUAACAUUGACUGUUACUGUGGCCAAUCCUGCAUAGGUGAAACAUCCCGCCCCAUCAACACCAGAAUCAAAGAACUCAAAACUUCAACCAUCAAAGCAGACAGUAAAUCAGCCAUCUCGGACCAUAUCAGCAACUGCCCCAAUCACAUCAAUACCAGCCAAUUUUAAAAUGUUCAGUAAUGAGUUGGCGUAAAAUGCUACUUAAUGAUAGUUACAUUUAUUAUGAUAGGAAUUACGUGUCACCAGGGGGACAAUAAUUUUACGGUACUUUAACCUCCUUGGCAGAGGCUUUUAUAAUCUGAUGAAAUGAGUGAGUUAGGUUUAACGCCGCUUUUAACAAUAUUCCAGUUAUAUCACGGUGUGUUAGCUUAAUGUGGGAGGAAAGCCCGAA
Molecule: messenger RNA, 1891 nt
Organism: Haliotis rufescens (red abalone)
Lineage: Eukaryota; Metazoa; Mollusca; Gastropoda; Lepetellida; Haliotidae
Exons: 4
Coding region: 169-609 (146 amino acids)
Source: RefSeq, a predicted model, not a curated record